This is a messenger RNA of Sclerotinia borealis F-4128, 1515 nucleotides long. The record is from the annotation of a GenBank genome assembly. Lineage: Eukaryota; Fungi; Ascomycota; Leotiomycetes; Helotiales; Sclerotiniaceae.
AUGCAAAUAGGAAAAGAAUCCCCUCUAGUUGGUAUCAUCGUCUCCGUAUAUUAUCUUGGUUGUGCAAUUGGUGCUGUAAUAGCUUCCUGGCUCGCCGAUAAAGAAGGUCGAAAACCAUCUAUAUUUGCCUGUCUCGCAACUACAUCUUUCGGGAAUCUUCUUAUGUUUAUUUCUGGUCUGUCAAUGAAUGGAUCUUCUCCAUGGAAAGGUGGGGCGUUGGGUUGUAUGAUAGCUGGAAGAGUGAUUAUGGGACUUGGAGUUGGAGGGAUUGAUGCAACGAUUCCCGUUUACAGUAGUGAACUUUCCCCGGAUGGUGCUCGUGGAAGAGCAUUGGCUCAAGAAUUUCAAAUGAAUAUCUUUGGGCUUUUGAUGGCAUAUUCUAUUAAUCUAGGGGUGACAACUGGACUUGGGAAGAAUAGUCAAUGGGCUUGGAGAAGUCCAAUUAUCAUUAUGCAGAUAUUCCCAAUCCUGCUUAUGUCUUUCAUUGCUCAACUUCCAGAAACACCAAGGUGGUUUAUGAGCGUCCAACGCGAAGACGAUGCUAAGAAAGCUCUUGAAAAGGUCUAUGGCAAAGAGGCAGCCAAAUUGAAAUUCGAAGAUCUUCAAGAAUCCACCGCUCGAGAGGAUGAUACAAAAGUACACUACAGAGAUAUGUUCACCCCAAAACAUGCACAAUUCCAUCCAACCAUGGUAACAAUAAUGGGACAAAUAAACCAAGCCCUCACCGGUUACGGUGCUGUCUCCGUCUACGGACCCCAAAUCUUCGAACUCCUCGGUUUCACUACCCGCAAAGCCGAGUUUCUUACUCUAGGAAACUACAUCUCCUAUUUCCUCCUGAUGACCCUCGCCUGGCUCUCCAUUGACGUUUACGGCCGCCGCAAACUAAUGAUAUGGGGUAGCAUAGGCCUCUCGACCUCCUUCCUUCUACUAACCUUCUUCGGGGGUCUCGCCACCCUCCCCAACAUCCCCAUCCUCGCCAUCCAAAUCCCCGGCUCCCUAACCCUCUUCCUCGCCACCGGCAUCUUCGGCAUCACCUGGCUCGCCACCGUCUGGCUCAUCCCCACCGAAAUCUAUCCUUCAUCCGCCCGAGCCCAGGGCUCCGCCAUCUCGGUCAUCGUAUGGGGAUUAGCCAAUUUUGCAGUCACACUUCUCACACCCAUCGGAUUCAAUAAUCUAUCCUAUGGGCUCUUUUUGAUUUUCGCCGCGACGAAUACUUUUGCAGGGUGGUGGACCUGGCGAUAUAGUCCUGAGAGUGGAGGGAGGAGUUUUGAGGAAAAUCAGGAGUUUUUUAGGUGUGCGGAGGGGGAUGACACAUGGAUUGUGGAGAGGGUGGAUGGGGGGAGGUUUGAGAGGAUGCCGGGGAGGGGUGGUGAAGAUGGGGUUGGGAAGGGGGAUGAGGAGGAUAAUAGGAGUAGGAAUGCGGGUGAGAAUGGGAAUGCGGAGAAUGAACCAUUAUUGGGGAGAAGGGGAUUAGAUCAGACAAACGAAAAAGGAGAAGCGCCCUACAAACAAUAG